Molecule: messenger RNA, 1044 nt
Organism: Salvia miltiorrhiza (redroot sage)
Lineage: Eukaryota; Viridiplantae; Streptophyta; Magnoliopsida; Lamiales; Lamiaceae
Exons: 1
Coding region: 1-1044 (347 amino acids)
Source: RefSeq, a predicted model, not a curated record
AUGAGGAAUACACGCGCACAGUCCCAAAACGCCGAGAGUUCAAAUACUAAUCACGAAGCAGAAGCAGGACGAACUCAUCCAACAAAUGGAGGAGACUUCAUGGGUCAAUUCUUGAGCGCUUUACAGGGUUUUGUCCAACAGCAGGCCCAAACUCAGGCUACCCAAACCGACCUAAACCGAACCUCUAACACGAUAGAUCAAGCUGUAGAGCGAUUUCGAAACUAUAAUCCACCACGAUUCAAUGGACGUGAUGGACCGCUAGCAGCCGAAGAGUGGUUGGAAGAGCUUGAACGUAUCUUCACUCACAUCAACUGUAGUGAUGAGCAGAAAGUUUCAUGCGCUGUUUUUCAACUCAAAGAGGACGCUCGACAAUGGUGGAAACAUUUCUAUCGUCUGUUGGGGGAGGAAGAUCGCAAUGUUCUAAAUUGGAAAAUUUUCAAGGAGGUGGUAAUGAAUAAAUACUUUCCUCUCUCAUUCAGAGAAAAGAAGGAGACCGAGUUCUUUGAGUUGAAACAAGGGAAUAUGACUAUAGAGGAGUAUGAAAGGAAAUUCAAUGAGUUGGCCCGUUUUGCUCCACACCUAGUUGAUACAGAAGAUAAGAUGAUCGCUAGGUUCAGAAAAGGGUUAAGAAUUGACAUCAAAGGAAUUAUGGCUGCACAUGUGAUUGACGAUUUCAGCGACCUGGUUAAGCGAGCAGAAGAAGUGGGCACGGCUCUUGGAACAAACCAUCCUACAUCAAAAUUGACAAAUCAACCAAUGAAGAGGAAAUGGGAAAAUCCUAACCAAAGUGGAGGAAACUUCCAAGAUAAGAGGUCGAGAUUUGGCGGUAACACCAGUGCAAACACACAAGUAACCAAACCACAAUGUCAGAAGUGUGGAAAGUUCCACAAUGGAGAGUGUCUGUGGGGAAAAGGAGUUUGCUUCUUUUGCCAUGAACCGGGACAUACAGUGAGUACUUGUUCUAAGAACAAGCGGAAUGUGCCAGAAGGGAGAAUGAACGUUGGGCUAAACAAAGGAAGUGGCAAAGAGCCAGAAAGAAAAUGA